AUGAAUAAGACGAGACAAAAUGCACAGAAAAUGCUCUUCAAUCACGAAACCACGUACAGGACCGACUACUACAAAUAUGAUAUUAAAGAAUAUCCGAAGACACAGUACAGAGAGAAACAGUCGCAUCACGAGCGAGGUCUACCUACGUAUAAGAAUUGUCACACUCUGAUGGAGUGGAAAGACCAGAGACCGCCGUUUAGUUGUUACCAUGUAGCCAAAGAUGUACUCCGGACCAAUCCUAAUAACGUGCAAAGACCCUGUGCUAAACCUGUAGAUCAUGAUCGAGAAGACGCCCAAAAGACGCGCCCUCGUCUGGUGAUGACGCCAGCGGUCAGUUUGGAUGACAUUGAGGAUUCUAGCGCGAGGGACAUCAUUAUAUCUGAUAUGUACAUGACUGAUAACAUGAAGAACAUGAAGAUAGCUGUCAUCACAGCUCCACGCGAGGGCGCCAAGGCCCCACUAACGGGUCGACCUGCACCAGCUAAUCCUGUUUUCUUGCCAAAAUAUCAACCUCCUUAUGUGUCUCCGGAGUGGCGUAUGGAGUCUGUGAGUUGGGAUCAAAAACAAUUGAGAAGUCAUUGCGAUCCCACUCAGCGGUUCUGGCUCCUACAUGAACUGCCUAAAUGCAAGGCGUGUGAAGAAACUGCCGUGGUUGUCGCUCAUAGAAAAAUGUUAAGGAAUUUGAAACAUAAUAAUGUUUGA
Molecule: messenger RNA, 702 nt
Organism: Danaus chrysippus (African queen)
Lineage: Eukaryota; Metazoa; Arthropoda; Insecta; Lepidoptera; Nymphalidae
Source: the annotation of a GenBank genome assembly